AUGAUAAUCAAUAAAACAUUAAUUGAAAAUAAUGAAAAUUAUAAUCGUUUAUUAAAAAAUCGUCAAUAUUCAAUAUUAAAUCAAUUAGAUAAUUCAAUUGAUUUAAAUCGUUUUGAAAAUGAUAAUGAAUAUCGUCGUUUAACUAUACUUGGUUUAUUUAUGUGUGAUGAUCCAUCAUUUGAAUAUGGUGAACAAUUAUCUAUUGAAUAUAAUAUAUCAAUUGAUGAAUUUAAACCUUUACAUACAAAUGUUUUUCCAUUUAUUGAUGGAAAAGAUUUUGAACGUUUAAAACUUUUUUAUGAUAUUAAAAAAUCUUCAGGAGAUUUAACACAUGCACAAAAACAUAUUGAAGCUAUUCAACAAUUAACGAAUAUUCUUAAUCAAGAUUUUGAUUAUAAAUAUUUUCUUUCAUCACCGGAAUUAUUUAUUGAAAAACAUGCGAAUGAUUCAAAUAUAAUAAAUCUUGGUUUAGCACUUGAUCAAAUUAAAAUAUCAUCCUCAUUCAUAAUUAGUUCAAGUUGGAUAUAUUCAUAUUAUUUACGAUGUAAUCCAUUAUCAUCAUUAAUAUUUGAUUCUUGUCUACGCUCUCAAAUCAAUGAUUUAAAUAUGUGUUGGGAAUUAUGUUCUUCAUUAGUUGAAGAAGAUUAUGGUCCAUCAUGGAAAUGUUGUUGGGAAUUAAUUAAUAAAAAUUGA
Rotaria sp. Silwood2 is the source of this 693-nucleotide messenger RNA. Lineage: Eukaryota; Metazoa; Rotifera; Eurotatoria; Philodinida; Philodinidae. The record is from the annotation of a GenBank genome assembly.